Messenger RNA from Hevea brasiliensis (rubber tree), 1377 nucleotides. RefSeq names its product coatomer subunit epsilon-1. Lineage: Eukaryota; Viridiplantae; Streptophyta; Magnoliopsida; Malpighiales; Euphorbiaceae. The transcript is spliced from 7 exons. Gene Ontology annotation, cellular component: COPI vesicle coat. Bases 129 to 998 code for a protein of 289 amino acids. Gene Ontology annotation, molecular function: structural molecule activity; protein binding. Gene Ontology annotation, biological process: intra-Golgi vesicle-mediated transport; retrograde vesicle-mediated transport, Golgi to endoplasmic reticulum; endoplasmic reticulum to Golgi vesicle-mediated transport. The record is from RefSeq and is a predicted model, not a curated record.
CCUUUUGGGCCUAUGGCAGUCCAAAUUACGCUUUGCUCAAACACCAUCUUUACAUUUUGCUUUACUUCUGUGAUAACUGAGAAUAGUCUGAAUCUGCAGAUCUACCAAAAGUCAGUUGGAACGAAGCAAUGGCAGCACCAGAUCACCUCUUUUCCCUUCGAAACAAUUUCUACUUGGGAGCUUACCAGGCUGCCAUCAACAACAGCGACCUUCCCAAUCUCUCCCCCGACGACGCCGUUGAGCGUGAUUGCCUCGUCUACCGCUCUUAUAUUGCCCUUGGCAGCUACCAGCUGGUGAUCAAUGAAAUCGACAAUUCGGCUGCCACUCCUCUCCAGGCGGUGAAAUUGCUCGCCAUGUAUCUCUCGGGCCCUGCAAACAAGGAAUCCAUUAUUUCAAGCUUAAAAGAGUGGCUGGCUGACUCAGCCAUUGGAAACAAUGCUAUUUUGAGGCUGAUUGCUGGAACCAUAUUCAUGCAUGAAGAAGACUAUAAUGAGGCUUUAAAACACACUAAUGCUGGAGGAACCAUGGAAUUGCAUGCAUUGAAUAUCCAAAUAUUCCUUAAGAUGCACAGGUCAGAUUAUGCAGAGAAACAGCUGAGGUACAUGCAGCAGAUUGAUGAGGACCACACACUAACUCAACUUGCAAAUGCAUGGUUGAAUCUGGCAGUUGGUGGUUCAAAGAUACAGGAAGCAUAUCUCAUCUUCCAAGAUUUCUCUGAGAAGUAUCCAAUGAUGAGCUUGAUCUUGAAUGGGAAGGCAGUUUGUUGCAUGCACAUGGGAAACUUUGAUGAAGCUGAGACAUUGUUGCUUGAAGCGCUAAACAAGGAUGCAAAGGAUCCAGAGACUUUAGCCAAUUUGGUAGUAUGCAGUCUUCACCUUGGUAAACCCUCUUCACGAUAUCUCAGUCAAUUGACACUUACACAUCCAGAUCACAUACUUGUUAAACGUGCGUCAUCUGCUGAAGAGAACUUUGAAAGAGCAGUCCAAUCAGUUGCUUGAUGUGCGGUUGGUUUUCGGCAACUGGGUGAAUGGUGUCCUCUCAUCUCUGUUAAAGCCUUUUUAUUUUUUUGGAGUUGCGUAACCUGCAAGAAGUAUACAAUUGUUAAAGAGCUCAAAUCAUAUUAGUAAUGCCGUUUCCUAAAUCAUUUUAAUAGGAACAAUUGAUAUAUCGUAUGUUCUAGUGAUUUAAUUUAGUAUGGAUUUCAGUGUUCUUUCACGUAUUUUAAUCAGGCGUAUACCCCUUUUGGAUGUAAUUGAAGUGAUGCCUUUUUGGAAAAAUUAUUGGGUGUUAUUUUUCAUGCUAUUUCAUUCACAAUUAUGUAAUAUUCAUCCUUUUAAGAAUAACUGAUUUUUUAUAAGGAUUUAAGAGUAUUUUAUA